Molecule: messenger RNA, 1395 nt
Organism: Suillus subalutaceus
Lineage: Eukaryota; Fungi; Basidiomycota; Agaricomycetes; Boletales; Suillaceae
Product: HAD-like domain-containing protein
Exons: 8
Coding region: 52-1287 (411 amino acids)
Molecular function (GO): phosphoprotein phosphatase activity
Source: RefSeq, a predicted model, not a curated record
CAUUCAUUCGCUUCUGCCAGCUAAAAAGCACUUCACGUCCUUGCUAGUGGAAUGUUUUCAGUGAUCGUGCGCAGCGCAGCUCAACGACGCGCUCUCCCAGCACUCCGUCACUUUUCAACACCACCUCCAUCACCUCCUCAAAAUCCCCCUCCUCCACCCCCAACGUCACUUCCAAGCCUUGACUUCCAACCCGCGGAACCAGAGCCAGAAAAGACUCAGCGCACCGGUGCAAAAUCAUCCAAGGACUCGCUCUCGAGUAUAGAGCGAAAAAGACGGUUUUUAGGACGUCUAUCUCUUGGUGUACUCGCAGUUGCUCUUGGUGUGCAAGUCGUGUAUCUCGGUAGAGAUUGGGAAACGGAUGAGUUAAAAGAACGAAAACAGACGGUGGAGGAGGCUCCGUCAGGAAGGUGGGAACGAACGAAGUCGAGGUUUUGGGAGCUGUUCGAUCUCCCCAUCAAAAAACCGUACACCCUCUUGCUAUCCAUGGAUGAUCUCAUUAUCACGUCAACUUGGGAUCGACAGCAAGGAUGGCGGACAGCCAAACGCCCUGGCGUUGAUUAUUUCCUUGCCUACCUGUCUCAGUUCUAUGAAAUUGUGAUAUUUACAACCCAACACCAUUAUACCGCCAUGCCCAUAAUUGAGAAACUCGACCCAUAUAAUUUCUUCAUCACCUAUAAGCUUUUCCGCGAAGCCACACGAUCAGUGGACGGUAAAAUCGUCAAGGACCUUUCUUAUCUCAAUCGUGACCUCUCGAAAGUCAUCCUUCUUGAUACGCAUCCGGAACAUGUAAGCUCACAUCCCGAGAACGCCGUCAUCGUCCCCAAAUGGACCGGUGCACCCGGAGACAAGGGCUUGAUUGCCAUGAUCCCCUUCUUGGAGUCGUAUGCUGGAAAAGAUAUUCCUAUCGAAUACGCGGAGAAGGAGGCAGAAGCAAAGCAAAAGCAUAUCGAGGAGUGGAAGAGCAAGGCGCGUGGAUUAUCCAAAGGCGAGUUUACGCUGAGCGGCAUGUUCGGUGGUCCGAGUGAAUCCUCGCGCUCGCCUGUUCCUUUGACAUACCUCGAGCAGAAACGCCUUGAGGCCCAGCGGCAAUAUAAAGAGGAGCAGCUGUACAUUGCGACGCACAAGGAUGAGUUUGAACGGCUGUUGGAGGAGGAUAGGCAAGCGAUGGCGCGGGAGAUGAGCGGGAGUUUGUGGGGCGCGUUGGAUGCGAUGGCGGGGAAGAAGGCGGGUGCUGCGAAGGUGGACGCGGACGCGGAUGCGAAGGGAACGAAGGUGCAGGUGCAAUAGGCGGAUUGUGAUGCACACAACUAGACUGGAGUUAUUUACAUCUACGCACACAUAUUUGUUAUUGUCAUUAUUGCUCUCCACUCUUGCACUGCAACGGUCACCCUUAUA